Molecule: messenger RNA, 1915 nt
Organism: Cicer arietinum (chickpea)
Lineage: Eukaryota; Viridiplantae; Streptophyta; Magnoliopsida; Fabales; Fabaceae
Product: UDP-glucose 6-dehydrogenase 1
Biological process (GO): glycosaminoglycan biosynthetic process
Cellular component (GO): nucleus
Molecular function (GO): NAD binding; UDP-glucose 6-dehydrogenase activity
Source: RefSeq, a predicted model, not a curated record
AUCUCUCACUCUCUCUGAUCCUUUCUUCGUUUGCUCUUUCUUAGUCAGAGAUUAUUCAUCCUUCCUUGCAGGUCAGAAAAGAAAAAAUGGUGAAGAUUUGCUGCAUUGGUGCUGGAUAUGUGGGGGGUCCAACAAUGGCAGUGAUUGCAUUAAAGUGUCCAUCCAUCGAAGUUGUUGUCGUUGAUAUCUCGAAAUUGCGCAUUGCAGCCUGGAACAGCGAUCAACUUCCUAUCUAUGAACCCGGUCUUGAUGGUAUAGUCAGGCAAUGUCGUGGCAAGAACCUUUUCUUCAGCACUGAUGUUGAAAAACAUGUCUAUGAAGCUGACAUUGUGUUUGUAUCUGUCAACACACCGACAAAAACUCGAGGCCUUGGAGCUGGCAAAGCAGCCGAUUUAACAUAUUGGGAGAGUGCAGCUCGAAUGAUUGCCGAUGUUUCAAAGUCCGACAAAAUUGUUGUAGAGAAAUCAACUGUUCCUGUCAAAACUGCUGAGGCUAUAGAGAAAAUUCUAACACACAAUGCAAAAGGUAUCAAGUUUCAGAUUCUGUCGAACCCCGAAUUUCUCGCCGAGGGAACUGCAAUUCAAGACCUUUUCAAUCCAGACAGGGUUCUCAUUGGAGGCAGGGAAACCCCGGAAGGUGAAAAAGCGAUUCAAACAUUGAAAAAUGUUUAUUCUCAAUGGGUUCCUGAGGGGAAAAUCUUAACAACAAAUCUUUGGUCUGCAGAACUUUCUAAGUUAGCUGCUAAUGCUUUCUUGGCUCAGAGAAUUUCAUCUGUCAAUGCAAUGUCAGCACUUUGUGAAGCUACUGGUGCAAAUGUUAAUCAAGUUUCCUAUGCUGUUGGUACCGACACACGGAUCGGACCAAAGUUCCUUAAUGCAAGUGUUGGUUUUGGUGGUUCUUGCUUUCAGAAAGAUAUCUUAAACCUUGUUUACAUUUGUGAGUGUAAUGGCCUUCCGGAAGUGGCUGAAUAUUGGAAACAAGUUAUCAAGAUUAACGAUUAUCAGAAGAAUCGGUUCGUGAACCGAGUUGUUGCAUCGAUGUUUAACACAGUUGCUAACAAAAAGAUAGCCAUUUUAGGAUUUGCAUUCAAGAAGGAUACAGGUGAUACACGGGAGACACCGGCUAUUGAUGUGUGUAAAGGACUACUCGGCGAUAAAGCGCGGUUGAGUAUAUACGAUCCGCAGGUAACCGAGGAUCAAAUUCAAAGGGAUUUGUGGAUGAACAAAUUUGAUUGGGACCAUCCUAUACAUUUGCAGCCGACAAGUGGUUCAUCUGAUAAGAAAGUGAGUGUUGUUUUGGAUGCUUAUGAAGCAACUAAAGAUGCAGAUGGUGUUUGUGUUCUAACUGAGUGGAAUGAGUUUAACAGUCUUGAUUAUCAGAAGAUUUAUGAUAACAUGAGAAAACCAGCAUUUGUUUUUGAUGGAAGGAACAUUGUUGAUUGUGAUAAGCUACGUGAGAUUGGUUUCAUUGUGUAUGCAAUUGGUAAGCCACUUGAUCCAUGGCUCAAAGAUAUGCCAGCUGUGGCCUAAAACCAAGACACUUCAAAUUGAAGGCGUAUUCGUUGUCUGUGUUACCACACCGACACAUGUAGUUAUAUUAAUUACUUUCAAUUCAUUAAAUUGAUAUUGGUGUCUCCAUUGUUGGUGUAAUGUUCGAUGUCAUUGUGUGCAACGGUGCUUAAGCCUAAAACAUAACUUCAUUUUUAAGUCAAUUUUUUUGGCUUAAAGCUUGAUUCAAUUUUUUAAUUUUUUUUGACUCAUAAUUUUCUUUGGUAUUUUGCACUUUCCCAUAGUAGUUGUCAUUAACGAGUGUAAAUUAUGGGAAAGUAUGAGGCACUAUGUUUUUAUUUUUCUUUGUACUGCACCUCAAUACUGUUUGGCAGUUAUGAAUUUAAGAUUUUUUUUUAUAUAUUUAA